Myxocyprinus asiaticus (Chinese sucker) is the source of this 2638-nucleotide messenger RNA. RefSeq names its product phosphatase and actin regulator 3-like. Gene Ontology annotation, biological process: actin cytoskeleton organization. The record is from RefSeq and is a predicted model, not a curated record. Bases 692 to 2083 code for a protein of 463 amino acids. NCBI's taxonomy places the organism in Eukaryota, Metazoa, Chordata, Actinopteri, Cypriniformes, Catostomidae. The transcript is spliced from 13 exons. Gene Ontology annotation, molecular function: actin binding.
UUAAUGAGGCGUUUAUUCUUACAAGAACACUGCUAAAACUCCUUCGGUUAUCAUCAUCAUCAGCUCAAUGUAACUACACCACUCUGCCUGUGGUGGCGCUCUUAACUGCCGUUAGGGGUGCUGGACCAAUAUUUGUACAAAGAAAAUGAAUGGAUUAAUUUUACGAUGCACUGUAAAAACAAGCCAUUUACAGACACACUGUUAAUCGGAAAUGAUACUCACCUGUCAGCGGGAAAGAUAAAGGUGGAUUCAACACACACACACACACACACACACGCGUUCAGUCAGUCUCCCUCUCUUAUACACACAAUACAAAGUCACUGUAACAUUCACCAUGCUUGCCGCUGGAUGCUCUUAGACCGACGCAUCCACCUCACCGUCGGGUCUGAAAGGGAUUUCAACAUUGCAUUCAUCGGUCCGUCUCUUUAUCCUCAUGGCUUCAUCGGGUGGAAUAGAGAAAUGUGUUCUGCACAGAGGCAGAUCACAAAGUGACCCGAACAUCCUCAGCGAGACUGGCAUUGAUCUCGAGCACAGCGCAGAGCCACAUCCUUCAAUGCACAUAUGAUACAGGUUUCAAACGAGAUCUUUGGCAACAUUGACUUGGCGUGUUUGAUACUAUGUGCCGAUGGCCUUCAUUCCGCACUGAGACUGCGCAUCCACUGUCUGCUGCCUCUUCAACAGAGCAGAUGUGAUGGAGCAGCAAAAGGUGCUUUGCUCCAGUUGUUUGGUGAGUGGAGUCCACACCCCUCCCAUCCGUCGCCACAGCAAGUUAGCCACGCUGGGGCGCAUUUUCAGGCCGUGGAAAUGGAGGAAAAAGAAAAACGAAAAGCUGAAACAGAGCUCUACAGAUGUGGCCUUGGCCCGUGGACUUCACUCUCCAGACCUGAGCUUUCCCAUCCAGAGCAUGGGAGAGCUGCCUGGCUGUCAGGGGCCCAUUCUCAGCAUCAGUAGCAUGGAGUGCCUCAGCUCAGAACAAGACAAUCUCCCUACAGUGGUAGAUUCAGUACAGGAUGACGAGGCAACAGAAGAGCCAAAUUCAAAUGAGGAGGAGGAAGAGGAAGAGGAGGAGGAGGAGGCCAUUUCAUGUGUAAAUGAGAAUGAGGAUGUUGAAGAAGAUGCAGAGGACCGAGAGGCAGAUGAGGAUGAGGAACCGCAGGAACAGUCUCCUCCAAGCAGUCAUUGCAAUCUCGUCUCUCAGCUUAGUACUGAGGAAGACAUGGGUAAAGUCAUCAUCGCAACUGUGCCUCAGUCAAACUCUUUUCUCACAAAAGAACUGCCUAGAGUCCCUGACGGCCCCAGUCCUGUGGUUUUAAGAGGGCCUUUUAGUAAUGCUGUGGUUUCACCACAGAUAGGCAGCAUACAUCCUCCGCUGCCCCCUAGCUGUAUAAUAGAGGAACUGCACCGAGCCCUGGCCACAAAGCUCAGACAAGAAAGCAUCGAGCGGGAGUCUAGUGGAGAACCUGAGAACAGAAAGGAAUCAGACGAAAACAAGGAAAAUGUUAGACAGGACCACUGCUUCACUGAUGCUUCAGAAAUAAUUUAUGACAUUGACAGCUGGAAUGAAUCUGUCAUUUCUGGUACAUUGCCAAGGAGGAUGAGGAAGGAGCUGCUGGCUGUAAAGCUUCGGAACCGCCCCAGCAAACAGGAGCUGGAGGACAGGAAUAUUUUCCCUACACGGAGUGACCAGGAAAGACAGGAGAUCCGUCAGCAGAUCGAAAUGAAGCUUGCCAAGAGACUCAGUCAGCGGCCGGCCGUUGAAGAGCUGGAGAGCAGAAAUAUUUUAAAACAGAGAAACGACCAGACAGAGCAAGAGGAAAGAAGAGAGAUCAAACAGAGGCUAAACAGAAAGCUCAACCAGAGGCCAACGGUCGAUGAACUUAGGGAAAGAAAGAUUCUCAUCCGCUUCAGUGACUAUGUCGAGGUGGCCAAAGCCCAGGAUUAUGACAGAAGAGCUGACAAACCCUGGACAAGACUGUCUGCAGCUGACAAGGCGGCCAUCCGCAAAGAGUUGAAUGAGUUUAAAAGCACUGAAAUGGAGGUACAUGCUUCAAGCAAGCACCUAACGAGGUUUCACAGGCCCUAAGAGGGGGUUUUCUUCUGUGAAGAAACUACUGAAUGUGGUAUUCAUAUUAAAAUCCUGGAGGUACCUCUUCCAGAGCCGUGGCAUUGUCCAUGGGGUUCUCUUAUUCUUCCAGCGCCCUGGGCCAAGGUUUGGGUGUGGUUAAUGCUGGAGGCUGUCUCCACUGCGGGUGGUCGCCGGGAGAAACCUGAGAAACACCUGCGGCUACAUUUAACCUGAAGCUGAUAGAGUGGGAGCAGCAGGAGACUUAAGUUUUUGAUGUUUUUGAACCAGACUGCAUUUCAUUGACCGCUAAGAAAAAAUGAAUCCGAUCUGGGUAAAUGUUUGUGUACAUGUAACCAGCUCUGCUGUGAAAAAGGUUCAAAAAGUAACAAAAAAAAAAAAAGGAAAAAGGAAAAACUAACAAAAAAAAAACCUUGAGGGUUAAUAAGCCUGCUUUAAAUGAAUUUCAUAUUUACUGUACAAAAGUCAGUUUGAACAGGGUUGUUCAUCAUCAUUUGGGGGGGGAAAAACUUUGAAAGCACUACUUGUCUUUAAAAUACAAAACUUUUGGAAAUA